This is a messenger RNA of Momordica charantia (bitter melon), 2676 nucleotides long. RefSeq names its product putative L-type lectin-domain containing receptor kinase VI.1. Lineage: Eukaryota; Viridiplantae; Streptophyta; Magnoliopsida; Cucurbitales; Cucurbitaceae. Gene Ontology annotation, biological process: protein phosphorylation. Gene Ontology annotation, molecular function: carbohydrate binding; protein kinase activity; ATP binding. The record is from RefSeq and is a predicted model, not a curated record.
AAUAAUGUUUUAAGGGCUUAAAUAGAUAUGCAAGUUCAUAAUUACAAUCAUGAUUUGACUAAAACGGAUUAUUGUGUAAAUUUACCAUUAAUUGGGGAGACAGAGGGAAGGAAACGGUCUGAUGAGGAAGGAAGUCACUACGCAACUGAGCGUUGAAAUGUAACGGUCUGAUGAAGAUUGAGGAGCGAGUCAUCACUACGCAACUGAGUUUUUUGCCUCUGGCGGCCCUUGAAUGAAUCUCAUCUAUAUAUUCAUUGCAUUAACUUUCUUCAUUUUUGUUGGAAACGAAUGGGUGGCACUGCCAUUAGCAUUUUUUUGCUUUGGACUUCAGCCUCUGAAAUUUCAAACUUUCCCCAUCAAACCAUUUAAUCUCCCAUUCCCAUUCCCAAUGACUUUGCUCUACUCCACAUCUCAAAUCAAUGACUCUCUCAAACCCUCCAACCAUGGAGUUUCCCCUCCAAUUGACCCAUUCCAUAUCUCUUCUCUAUAUUAACAAUGGAGUUCAAAAACUGACCCAUGUGUUCUUCUCUGGAGCUUUGUUUUCUUACCAAAGUCUCGCAUGGCUGUUGCAGCACGUUUAGCUCUUCUUUCUGUGUUCCUCUCUUUGGCUGCUCAUUCGGCGCAGUCUUCAUUUCCCUACCAUGGAUUCAACGACACAAGCUUUGAUCUUGAUGGUGGAGCAACCGUUGUGAAACCAUCUGGUGCGUUGAGGCUCACCAACAGAUCACAAAAAAUCAUCGGCCACGCAUUCUAUCCAAUUCCGUUCCGGAUGUUUGAUGAAAGUUCCAACUCAUUUCGGAAUGCUUCGUCUUUCAACACAAGUUUUGUGUUUGCAAUCGAUCCAUCGAGUCCCGGCCAAGGGGGCUACGGCUUGGCCUUCACCUUAGCUCCAUCAACCCAAUUUGCAGGUGCUGAGAGUGGGCACUUCCUUGGAUUAUUCAACCAUUCCAACAAUGGAAGCUCUUCCAACCAUAUAUUUGCUGUUGAAUUUGACACUGUUAAUGGGCAAGAUGAAGGAGAGAACAGCAAAGGAAACCAUGUUGGGAUCAACAUCAAUAGCAUUUCAUCUGUUGCUUCCAAACCUGCUGGUUAUUCCAACUAUGGCAAUCCUAAUAACGGCGACUUUCAAAUCGAUUCUGGCAAUCCGAUUGUCGUUUGGAUUGAAUAUGAUGGCCCCAGAAGAACUGUGAACGUCACUAUAGCUCCAAUGACCAAGCAAAACCAAAAACCAACAGAGCCACUCCUUUCGCAUCAGAUUGACCUGACUCCUUUUCUAAAGGAACAAAUGUUUGCUGGCUUCUCGGCAUCGACUGGAGAUAAAACAAGCUCUCAUUACAUUUUGGGAUGGAGCUUUGCAGUGAACGGAUCGGCGCCGCCCCUGAAUCACUCUCUUCUUCCCAACCCACCAAAAGAGCAAGAUCCUCCUCCUUCACGCAAUUCCCACUUAAAGGUACUUUUUGCAGCUUUAUCUGUGGUGGCCAUUAUAGGAGUGCUUUUCUUAGCUUUCUGGUUCAGAAGAAUGUGGCAAACUGAGAGCCUUGAGGAUUGGGAAAGAGAUUGUCCUCACAGAUUCAACUACAGAGAUCUUUACACAGCAACAAAGGGAUUUAAAGACAGCGAGCUAAUUGGAAUUGGGGGGUUCGGCUCAGUAUACAAGGGCCACUUACGUUCAACUGGAAUUGAGAUUGCUGUGAAGAGAGUAAGAAGAAACUCAAAACAAGGAAUGAAGGAAUUCGCAGCAGAAAUCGAAAGCUUAGGACGAUUAAGACACAAAAACUUGGUUAAUCUUCAAGGAUGGUGCAAGAAACAGAACGAUCUACUCAUAGUUUACGAUUAUAUUCCAAAUGGAUGUCUCUAUUCGCUUCUAUAUCAUCCAAAAAACAACUACAUAUUGAAUUGGAAAGAAAGAUUCAACAUCCUUAAAGGAAUUGCCGCAGGAUUAUUGUACCUUCACGAAGAGUGGGAGCAAGUGGUGAUCCACCGAGAUGUAAAGCCAAGCAAUGUUCUAAUCGACGGCGACAUGAAUGCACGAUUGAGCGAUUUUGGCCUGGCCAGGCAAUACGACCACAACGAAGUAUCGCACACGACCGGCGUCGUCGGCACCAUCGGCUACAUAGCGCCGGAGUUGGUUCGCACAGGGAAGGCAUCGAAGAGCACCGAUGUGUUCGGCUAUGGAAUUAUGCUUCUGGAAGUGGCGUGUGGGAGAAAGCCUCUGGAACCGGAGCAGUUCAUAUUGGUCGAUUGGGUGAUGGAAUGCUACGAAACUGGAGGAAUUCUUUACGCUGCUGAUCCGAAGCUGAAUUCAGUGUAUGAGAUUGAGGAGAUGGAGAUGGUGCUGAAAUUAGGGCUUCUGUGCACUCACCAGAGACCAGAAGCUCGGCCGACGAUGAGACGGGUCACGAGAUUUCUUCACGGCGACGAUCCACUUCCGGCGGUCGACGGCUGGGAUUGUUCUCAGAGUUAUUACGGAUCUAACUCCAGAACGACUGAAGUCAUUUCAGCAAUGUCUUAUCGCUCAUCGUCCAUCGGCGCAAUCUCGUCUGGCUCCAUAGACGCUGGCAGAUAAUUUACCAUUUUCCUCUUUUAUUUUUCUUCUUUAAAUGUUCAUUCAUUUUUAUCUUUAUCAUUGUAACCUAGUUGUUCAACUUUGUACAGAGACGAUCAUCAGAAAUUUGA